AUGGUAUCAAACCGUCGUAUCACUGGCUUUUUCAAACCUACCCCCGACGCUUCCUCGUCCUCCGGUCUGCCCGACGAAGCUUCUGGCUGGGACCUCCGUCUACCUCCGCGAAUUUUUGCUACAGACCGUUACCCCGACGCUAGGCUGAAUGUAUACUCUCGGCCGGACAUCCUUACAGUCGUAUGCAAGGUCCUUCGAGGCACUCCCGAGUUUGAACGAAUUUUGAACUCUAGUUUGGGUUCCCUUUUUAGGCUCCGCAUCUGCGAGUGCCCAAUGUCUUGUAAGUUAAUCCACGCGCUUCUCUGCAGACAAGUAUUGUCCAAGAAGAAGUACGAGUUGUGGACAGUUUUCGGUGGAUACCCCCUCCGCUUUUCGUUGCUCGAGUUUGGCGUCGUUUCUGGGUUGUCAUGUGCUGAGUUUCCUGAAGAUUACGACCCGGAAUUGGACCCAUGUGCUGAUUCCUCCGACGCUUCUUUUUGGGAUGAGUUGAUUGGCCCCAAUCGGAAGACCACGCUAGCAGAUAUAAGCAAGACUUUUGAAGAUAGGGAAACUACUGAUCCAGAAAAAAAACUCCGCCUUGCACUUAUUCUCAUUGUUGACGGCGUGCUUAUCGCCUCUAGCCAGACUCACAAACCCACAUUCAAGUACGUUGAAAUGCUCAGAGAUGUCGAUGCCUUUCUAUCAUUCCCUUGGGGCCGAGAAUCCUUCCUCAAGACUAUAUCGACGAUGAGGCCUGAUAUAAAAUGUCUCAGCCAACCAUCGACAAAGAAACCCAGGCUUCAUACCAAGUGCACCACUCCGUUGCAAACUUUCAUAGAUCAGUUGCAACAGAAGUCAUUUCGUUUGCAAGGCUUCCCGCUAGCACUUCAGCUGCUAGCAUAUCGGAAUAUCCCUUCUUUACUCGACAAGAUUCAUGGGUCUGCUGAUCGACGCACUUUUUUGGAUUGGUUUUCAGUUGGCAUUCCAAAGAACAACCUUCCCCUUACGGACGUCUUGUCUAUCGAACACUCCGAUAAGGUUAUUUUUGCACACCCCAUCCACAUGGAUACUCCCUUUAAAUCAUCAUGGUUACUUACAUCUUAA
Molecule: messenger RNA, 1083 nt
Organism: Capsella rubella
Lineage: Eukaryota; Viridiplantae; Streptophyta; Magnoliopsida; Brassicales; Brassicaceae
Exons: 1
Coding region: 1-1083 (360 amino acids)
Source: RefSeq, a predicted model, not a curated record